This is a messenger RNA of Saxophila tyrrhenica, 771 nucleotides long. It is a transcript of the gene TIF45, whose product is annotated as eukaryotic translation initiation factor 4E. Lineage: Eukaryota; Fungi; Ascomycota; Dothideomycetes; Mycosphaerellales; Extremaceae. Gene Ontology annotation, biological process: translational initiation. The record is from RefSeq and is a predicted model, not a curated record. The transcript is spliced from 2 exons. The coding region runs from base 1 to 771 and encodes 256 amino acids. Gene Ontology annotation, molecular function: RNA 7-methylguanosine cap binding; translation initiation factor activity. Gene Ontology annotation, cellular component: cytoplasm; eukaryotic translation initiation factor 4F complex.
AUGGCCGAAGUCGCCUCGCAAGGACCAACUCCGGCCAACAAGAGCGAGCCUGUGCCACUCGACACCAUCCCAGUGUCCCCCAACGGCGCCAUGACGGACGUCACCAACGGCAGCGACAAGUUUGACGACGGCGAGAAGAUUGUGACCGUCUUCGACGACCCGUCCAACUUCAACGUCAAGCACCAGCUGCAGCACACCUGGACCCUGUGGUUCACCAAGCCCCCGACCGGCAAGCAGGACUGGAGCGAGCUGCUCAAGGAGGUCAUCAGCUUUAACAGCGUUGAGGAGUUCUGGGGCAUCUACAACAACAUCACGCCAGCCUCAGAGCUCGCACAGAAGUCCGACUACCACCUCUUCAAGCAAGGUGUGCGUCCGGAAUGGGAGGACUCACAGAACAAGCACGGCGGCCGCUGGCACUACACCUUCAAGAACAGCAAGGCCAGCGACGAGACCUGGCUGAACAUCAUGCUCGCCGCCAUCGGUGAGAUGCUCGAGGAGGAGCAGGACAACGAGGUCAUGGGCGUGGUCAUCAACAUCCGCAAGGCCUUCUGGCGUGUUGGGCUCUGGACCAGGACGGCCGGCCAGCCACCGAAGGGCAAGAACGCCGAUGCCGCUGCUGAUAAGGAUGAGCCGCGCAAGAGGCUGGAGCGGAUCGGGAAGAACUUCAAGGAGGUGCUUGCGCUGCCGGCACAGGAGCAGGUCGAGUUCAGUGGGCACGCUGACUCGGCGCACUCGGGCAGCAGCAGGGCGAAGGCGAAGUACACUGUCUGA